Cynara cardunculus var. scolymus (artichoke) is the source of this 2381-nucleotide messenger RNA. RefSeq names its product protein DETOXIFICATION 43-like. The record is from RefSeq and is a predicted model, not a curated record. NCBI's taxonomy places the organism in Eukaryota, Viridiplantae, Streptophyta, Magnoliopsida, Asterales, Asteraceae. The transcript is spliced from 14 exons. Gene Ontology annotation, molecular function: xenobiotic transmembrane transporter activity; antiporter activity; citrate transmembrane transporter activity. Gene Ontology annotation, biological process: transmembrane transport. Gene Ontology annotation, cellular component: membrane. The coding region runs from base 430 to 2046 and encodes 538 amino acids.
CUGAAAUUUCAUUCGAGUGAUUGUUCUUUAUCUAAAUGAAGACAAAUUCACAUACAAUCACCCAAACUUAGUUCAGAUUUAUACUGAUUCCCAAUUACGACAACAACUCUCAAAGAUUUGACGAAAAUCACACUUAAUUUCAUCUUUAUACUAUUCUUCACGUCUCCCUUUUUCUUUUAUCCAAUUAUUUCCAUUUUCAAUUUCCCUGUAACAAUGCUGGAUAAGAGAGAUAAAGUAGAGAGAGUGAUCGCAUGUGUUUGGAUCUCAGAAACAUGGAAAAAGGGUAGACGGAGGACAAUUAUAAGGACCAGGUUCCAUGGUUACAAAAUGUUGAGCAAGUUAUGUGGGUUUUGAACAUUGCAGGUUGAGGGUUGAAGGUUUUCCUGUUCACCAUCUUGCAAUUUUUACGUAUAUACCUUCUUCCAUACUAUGGCUGAAGGUGGUGUUGUGCUUCAAACACAAAGAGAACGGAAUCUUCCGAUCUUUGUCUUCUUCAAAGAUCUUAGGCUGGUCCUCAAGAUGGACGCUCUUGGAAAGGAAAUACUUUUUAUUGCUGUACCUGCAGCCAUGGCUUUAGCUGCUGAUCCUCUUGCUUCUUUAAUUGAUACUGCAUUCAUUGGUCGUAUAGGCCCGGUGGAAAUUGCGGCUGUUGGAGUAUCUAUUGCUAUUUUCAAUCAAGUUUCAAAAGUAGCCAUAUUCCCACUUGUUAGUAUUACAACUUCCUUUGUUGCCGAGGAAGAGAGUUUAGAAAGAAUGAACAGUGAAGCAAUGAAACUUCAGAACACUGAGAAGGCUUCUACGAAUAAACAGGAGACAAGAGAAUUAACACAAGAUGAUGUCAACCUUGAAAACUUGGAAAAUGGUUCGACAGAAGAGGAUCAGAUAAAGGGGUUGGCACCAGAAAAUGGUUUCAAAACAAGCCCAUGCAAGCAUAUGACCAGUACUGACGUCUCAAAUAAGUCAAAGCUCAAAAAACUAAAGCGGAAUAUCCCUUCAGCCUCAACCGCAUUGCUGCUUGGUGCAAUUCUCGGUCUUCUUGAAACACUACUACUUGUACUUUUAGCAGAACCAUUUUUGAGUUUAAUGGGCGUGAAAUCCGGUUCUCCGAUGCUAUUACCCGCACAUAAAUAUUUGACCCUACGUGCACUUGGAGCUCCGGCAGUCCUUCUCUCUUUGGCAAUGCAAGGUGUCUUCCGUGGUUUCAAGGAUACAAGAACUCCUUUAUAUGCCACUGUUGCAGGAGAUGUCGCCAAUAUAAUUUUGGAUCCAAUUCUUAUCUUUGUCUGCAAUUUGGGAGUCAGUGGCGCAGCCAUUGCACAUGUUCUUUCCCAGUACUUAAUAUCAAUAAUUCUGUUAGUCAAAUUGAUGCAACAAGUGGACCUACUACCUCCAAGCGUCAAAGCUUUGCAGUUCAGCCGGUUUCUUAAAAAUGGUUUUCUAUUGUUGUUUAAGGUAAUAGCAGCAACUAUCUGUGUGACCUUGGCUGCAUCAUUGGCUGCGAGGUUGGGUGCCACACCUAUGGCUGCAUUCCAGAUUUGCUUACAGGUGUGGUUAACGUCUUCACUUCUUGCUGAUGGUUUGGCAGUUGCUGGACAGGCGAUAAUUGCUUCAUCAUUUGCUGAGAAGAACUAUGAGAAGGCAACAGCAACAGCAGCUCGAGUAUUACAGAUGGGAUUUGUAAUGGGUUUGGGACUAGCUCUUCUUGUUGGACUCGGGUUGCAAUAUGGAUCUGGGGUGUUCACAAAAGACAUAAAUGUUAAACACAUCAUCACCAUAGGUGUCCCGUUCGUUGCUGGCACACAACCAAUCAAUUCAAUAGCAUUCGUAUUCGAUGGAGUUAACUUUGGCGCAUCCGAUUUCGCUUAUUCUGCGUAUUCCAUGAUCCUAGUGGCUAUAGGGAGCAUCGGAUCACUAUUCGUUCUGUUCCAAGCUGGUGGUUUUCUCGGAAUAUGGGUCGCUUUAUCCAUUUUCAUGGGCUUACGUGCUAUUGCAGGCAUAUGGAGGAUGGGCACAGGCACAGGUCCAUGGUCUUUUCUUAGGAAGUAGAAGAUGGUUGUUGCUUACAGGAUUGAUAAUAAAGGAACGAGUCAUCAUCAUACGAUGUCGAAGCUCCUCAUGUAGAGUCUUAUACCUUCGUGGUUUCUUUCUUAUACGAUAGAUUUCACCUUACAUCUGUUUCCAACACUUGUUUUAAGAUCUUUCGUUUUUCAUGCAUUGUGAACUUGUAUGUUAUGCAUUGGCUGAUAGUAACGUUGUAGUUUAUACUAUCGCUCGGUGCGUAGUUUGCAAGCUUUUCAUACAUGUGUAUUAUAGAAAAAGUUGCUUACCUAGCAUCUCAAUGUACUUGGACUAUCUUCUCUUUUUGAAGUAUAUGAUGUUUA